GGAAGAUGUUCUACGCUGUGCUGGGCAUUGCUGCCCUCGUCUCUUUGCUCAGCGUCGCCCGGUUCUUUUAUGUGAAGCGAGUCUGUGGCGUUCCGCGAAAUACGUCUGUCAGUCUCCUGGUGGUGGCUGGCUCAGGAGGGCACACUACAGAAAUCCUAAGGUUACUUGGUAAUCUUUCCCAGGCCUAUUCUCCUAGGCAUUAUGUUUUGGCUGAUUCAGAUAAGAUGAGUGAAGACAAAAUCCGUUCAUUUGAACAAAAAAAAGCAGACACCUCUCCCAGUUCCUUGUUCACCCUCAGUCGCAUUCCCCGAAGUCGGGAGGUCCGUCAGUCAUGGAGCUCUUCAGUACUAACAACCAUCCGUUCCAUCGUUUAUUCUCUUCCUUUGACCUUCAGACUCAAGCCAGAUGUGGUGCUGUGCAAUGGUCCAGGAACAUGUGUCCCAAUCUGCAUUUCGGCUCUUCUCCUGAGGCUGCUAGGACUAAAGAGAGUGACCAUUGUGUAUGUCGAGAGCAUCUGCCGUGUGGAGAACUUAUCUCUGUCUGGAAAGAUUCUUUACCACUUUUCAGAUCACUUCUUUGUUCAGUGGCCUGCUCUGAAAGAAAAAUACUCCAAGUCUCACUAUCUUGGGCGAAUAGUAUGACAACAAAUGUGACAAGGGUUAACACCACCACUGAAUUCCUUAGCAAUGGGAUCUGUUCUUAUCUCACCUGUACAUUGUACCCAGCUUCAGCAGAGGAUUCUCUUUUCUCCCACUGCUUUCAUGGAGCCCACAAGGAACAGAGACAAAAGUAGACAAGCUUCUAGAACAGACUCUGCUUCAGCUGAGAUUCAUCUUCAACAGCACUUUUUAGCAAAUCUGAAUUACAGUUUGUAUUGGGUUUUAAAAGCUAUGAACUGCUUAGGAAGCCAAUUUGGGGUUGAAAGACAGGAGAAAAGCAUAACAACACACUUUUAUGGGGGGGGUGCAUAAAUCCAGUUUCUUGUGUCA
Messenger RNA from Heteronotia binoei (common prickly gecko), 989 nucleotides. It is a transcript of the gene ALG14, whose product is annotated as ALG14 UDP-N-acetylglucosaminyltransferase subunit. Bases 6 to 641 code for a protein of 211 amino acids. Gene Ontology annotation, biological process: dolichol-linked oligosaccharide biosynthetic process. The record is from RefSeq and is a predicted model, not a curated record. Gene Ontology annotation, cellular component: UDP-N-acetylglucosamine transferase complex. NCBI's taxonomy places the organism in Eukaryota, Metazoa, Chordata, Lepidosauria, Squamata, Gekkonidae. The transcript is spliced from 4 exons.